UUUAGAAGUCAAAAAAAGAGAAUGUUUAACUUCUGAUAUCUCAAGAACUGUCCAUCUAAAGUAUGGCAUGUGACCCAUCAAAUUUCUUAGAAUUUCACGCAGAAUCAAAAAAUGUAAUAACAUAUAGGGUGUCCCAUUUAAAAUAACUAUAAUAAUAAGUGAACAUUCUUUUCCGGUAUAACCGUUGAGCUGAAAAUACCUUAGACAGAAAUUUCAACAAACCUAUGAACAACGAACUCAAUGUCUACCGUUGACCUCACGUUAUAAAAACAUAAUACACCAAAAAAGUCAACAUUACUCAUAACUAUAAACAAAAUAUUUCGACUUCUGGUCGGUUAAUAUUCCUCAAAAAAAAAUGUCGUACCGAACGCUAAUCGGGGUGCUUACGGCGACAAUUGUGGUUUUUGAAAACGUCUCUUCUCAAGGCUUCAAAUGUCACCAAUUAAAGCCUUUCAAUUUACGGCCAAGACCUCUUCUGAGACCCCCAACCCUCUUACCUUUGUCAACCCUACUAAAACCAUCUAUUUUCAGACGCCCGAGCAUCGUAAAACCAGCACCUACUUACCUCCAAACCAUAGCUGCAGCUGCUCAGCGUCUAACAACACCUAUACAGGAAAGCCAAUAGACUUAUCGCUAGCUUACCAAAAGACGAGCAUACCUUCAGCUGACCCUGUUUCCAUAGCAAUAGCUUACCACCCGAACAACCACGGAUACAGUGUAAGAAUAAAGGAGGAUAAGCUGAAUUAUGGUUUUCGUCAGAUGCCUGUUAAUGAAGCCGUGGUUAAACCAGAGAUUUCCAAAAGUGUUCUUCCGGAAGAAAAUUUACAUCAACUAAAUGGUCCGGUGAUGGAACUAGUGAGACCAUCGGUAGCUGAGCAGCAUGAAGAUUUAGCUGAAGAAGCUGAGGAGGAACUGAUGAACGUUGAUGGGUCCGAUGAAGCGGUCGAAACCGGUUGGGUUGUAAAGAAGCCGAGUUUGGUUGAUUUGGGUUAUGGUCCUGCCACUGCUUCUCCAGGUAAAUUCGUGGAAUAUCCAGGGUUUAGAGCCGAGAACCAGGGCUGUAUCCUUACUUAGGACACGGGAGAUUUAUGAAUUAAAAUUAUUUAUAUAUGUUUAUUUUAAAUUUUCUUAUAAUGUUUAUUUUAAUUGUAGUGUCCCUUUUCUUCUUCAUCCUUUUAACUUGUUUUUAAUUGUUUUCCUGUAAUAAAUGUUUGGUUUAUCUUUGCCUGUUUUUCAA
This is a messenger RNA of Anthonomus grandis grandis, 1237 nucleotides long. RefSeq lists its product as uncharacterized. Bases 433 to 1074 code for a protein of 213 amino acids. The transcript has 6 exons. NCBI's taxonomy places the organism in Eukaryota, Metazoa, Arthropoda, Insecta, Coleoptera, Curculionidae. The record is from RefSeq and is a predicted model, not a curated record.